Molecule: messenger RNA, 995 nt
Organism: Tupaia belangeri chinensis (Chinese tree shrew)
Lineage: Eukaryota; Metazoa; Chordata; Mammalia; Scandentia; Tupaiidae
Gene: NUDT6
Product: nudix hydrolase 6
Molecular function (GO): NADH pyrophosphatase activity; NAD binding; ADP-ribose diphosphatase activity
Source: RefSeq, a predicted model, not a curated record
CGGGGGUCUUGGGCGGAGCUGGUAAACCGGCGGAGAUGCUGCCACUUCGCGGCCAGGGCUGCUCGCGCGUGGUGCUGGCCCGGAUCCUCCGGCCCAGGCUUUCUGCGGUGCCCCGCGGGAGCUCCGGCGGCCCGGGCUGCGCGUGGGAUCCCCCUCCUGGAGCUGGCGAACUGCAAGGCGAGCCGGACAGGUUCGGGGGCAUCUCGGUGCGCCUGUCGCGGCUCGCCUGGACGCCGCCGCCUUCCGGAGAGCCUUGCAGGCAGCGAUUCAGCAGUGGAAAUCACAAGGUAGGAUCGCUGUGUGGCUGCACAUUCCCAUCCUCCAAAGUCGAUUGAUUGCCCCUGCUGCUUCCCUGGGCUUCUGCUUUCACCACGCGGAGUCAGAUUCUUCGACACUGACACUGUGGCUGGGAGAAGGGCCCAGCAGAUUACCAGGAUAUGCCACACACCAAGUAGGAGUUGCAGGAGCUGUAUUUGAUGAAAAUACUAGAAAAAUAUUGGUUGUACAAGAUCGAAAUAAGUCAAAAAAUAUGUGGAAGUUUCCAGGAGGCUUGUCAGAGCCUGGGGAAGAUAUUGGAGACACAGCGGUUCGAGAGGUUUUCGAAGAGACUGGUAUAAAAUCAGAAUUCAGGUCCCUGCUGAGUAUUCGGCAACAGCACGCCAGUCCUGGAGCUUUUGGGAAGUCAGAUAUGUAUGUCAUCUGCCGCCUGAGGCCGUGCUCAUUCACCAUAAAUUUUUGCCAGCAUGAGUGCUUACGAUGCGAGUGGAUGGAUCUCGAAGACCUGGCCAAGACUGCAGAUACCACUCCCAUCACCAGCAGAGUGGCCAGGCUGCUGCUCUAUGGGCACAGAGAAGGCUUUGACAAGAUUGAUCUGACCAUGGAAGAACUUCCAGCAGUUUACACAGGCCUGUUCUAUAAACUCUAUCACAAGGAACUGCCAGAGAAUUACAAAACCAUGACAGGAAUGGAUUAAAUUCACAUUUACACAUUUUAAA